CUGGCUUUUGGACUGCGACCGAAGUGCACCUCCGAAUUCGGGACGAAUAUUUAUUUGUUGUCGGAUUAUUUUGAGACUGUUUCGGGUUUCCAACUUUUUGUAGUACUUCGUAGUGGAAAAAUACAGAAAUUUGGAAUUGUUUCCAUCUUGUGAGAGCGUGUGGCGAUACUGGAUUGACUGGCAUCUUCGCUUCUACAAGCCAUCGUUUGUGAGAGGAAGUUUUAAUUGUGAUUUGCAGUCCCCAGCAGUGUAGCACCAACCAUUUUGUCGACCACCAUGCAUCUGCACCGUGUCCCCCUGAUCCUCACCCGCUCCAUGGGCACCUCGGCCGUGCGUCUGCAGCCAGCGGCGACCGCGGCCACCCCCGCCGAUGCAGGCUGCAUGCCCGAUGCCAAAGCCAAGCAGCGCUCGGCGUCGCCCAACAGCAAGACGGAUGCGCCGCGUCUGCGACAGCCCGCGGGCCCCAAAGUCAAACCCCUCAAGUCCAUGCCUAACAUUGUGCUGGUGGAGGGCGUGCGGACACCGUUUCUGACAGCGGGCUCGCAGUACAAGAGCCUGAUGCCGCACGAUCUGGCGCGGCAGGCCAUCCACAGUCUGCUGCGGCGGACCAAGUUCCCCAAGGAGGAAAUCGACUAUGUCAUCAUGGGCACGGUGAUCCAGGAGGCCAAGACGGCCAAUAUUGCACGGGAUGCCGCUCUGGGCGCUGGAUUAUCCGAGCGUACUCCGGCGCACACCGUGACGAUGGCCUGCAUUUCCAGUAAUCAGGCCAUCACGACGGCUAUGGGCCUGAUUGGUAACGGUCAGAUGGAUGCCAUCGUGGCUGGCGGCGUGGAUUUUAUGUCGGAUGUCCCGAUUCGCCUGAACCGGAAGAUGCGACAAGCUCUGCUGGGAUUGAAUAAAGCCAAAUCCCUCCCGGCCCGCCUGGGCAUCUUCUCCAAGUUCUUAAGCCCCUCGGUAUGGGCACCGGAAUUACCGGCUAUCGCUGAAUUUACCAGCGGGGAGACCAUGGGUCAUUCGGCUGACCGCUUGGCGGCGGCGUUCGGCGUGACACGACGGGAAUCCGAUGAAUAUGCUCUGCGCUCCCACACAUUGGCCGCGGAAGCUACGAAGAAGGGGUAUUUACAGGAAAUCGAGCCGUACAAGGUUCCGGGUGUUGCGGAAACUGUCACCACCGAUAACGGAAUUCGCGUGUCUACCAUAGAGAAGCUGGGCCAGCUGAAGGCGGCCUUCAUUAAGCCCUACGGCACCGUGACCGCCGCCAACGCUUCUUAUCUGACUGAUGGUGCAUCGGCCGCGCUCAUCAUGUCAGAGGAGGCGGCUCUACGCAUGGGCUACAAACCCAAAGCAUAUCUGCGUCAUUUUAGCUACGUGUCCCAGGAUCCCGUCGACCAGCUGCUGCUGGGGCCAGCGUAUGCGGCGCCUCAGGUGUUGGACAAGACCGGGCUGAGCAUUAAGGACAUUGACGUAUUUGAGUUCCAUGAGGCGUUCGCCGGCCAGAUUCUUGCCAAUGUCAAAGCCAUGGAUUCCGAUUGGUUUGCUCAGAACUACAUGGGCCGCAGUCACAAGGUGGGCGCCCCACCCAUGGACAAGUUCAAUAAGUGGGGUGGGUCGCUGUCCAUUGGGCACCCGUUCGGGGCCACUGGAGUACGCUUGGCCACUGUCACAGCCAACAGACUGAUUCAAGAGAAUGGACGCUAUGGUUUGGUGGCUGCUUGUGCUGCUGGCGGAUUGGCACAUGCUAUGCUUAUCGAAAGAUACCCCGCGAAGUAACGUUGCCGUAUAGCCAUGGUUUGUUCAAUGGCAUGCGCUGCAACUGGCGUAACGUAACAGAAUUUUACUAAAACGAUGUGCAAAAUCAUUCGUCUUAUCUGUACUGUCUGUUACAUUUUUGAAAUUAAGUAAUUAUUAAUUUAUAGCACAAAGAGCUGAUUAUUCCACUAGAAUAUGGAUGGAUGACUUUUAAGUUUAUGAUGAUUUUGGUUUGCGUACAAAAUAAAUCGCUUUGGAUGUUCA
This is a messenger RNA of Paramacrobiotus metropolitanus, 2013 nucleotides long. RefSeq names its product trifunctional enzyme subunit beta, mitochondrial-like. NCBI's taxonomy places the organism in Eukaryota, Metazoa, Tardigrada, Eutardigrada, Parachela, Macrobiotidae. The coding region runs from base 277 to 1770 and encodes 497 amino acids. Gene Ontology annotation, biological process: fatty acid beta-oxidation. The record is from RefSeq and is a predicted model, not a curated record. Gene Ontology annotation, molecular function: acyltransferase activity, transferring groups other than amino-acyl groups. The transcript has 5 exons.